This is a messenger RNA of Eufriesea mexicana, 1822 nucleotides long. It is a transcript of the gene sau, whose product is annotated as Golgi phosphoprotein 3 homolog sauron. The transcript is spliced from 4 exons. Gene Ontology annotation, cellular component: trans-Golgi network; Golgi cisterna; cytosol. NCBI's taxonomy places the organism in Eukaryota, Metazoa, Arthropoda, Insecta, Hymenoptera, Apidae. Bases 393 to 1313 code for a protein of 306 amino acids. Gene Ontology annotation, biological process: Golgi vesicle budding; Golgi to plasma membrane protein transport; Golgi organization. The record is from RefSeq and is a predicted model, not a curated record. Gene Ontology annotation, molecular function: phosphatidylinositol-4-phosphate binding.
UGAGUGUUGAGAGGGCUUCAAUUGAAUUGCAAUAGGUUUCUUGCUGAAAACAUUAGCGCCGAGGUAAAUAUAUCGCCGAAACAACGAACUACGUUCAGAACGAUAGUAUUACGCGUAACGUAUACAGGCUUGUUCCUGAUUACGUAUAAUAUAAUUGUAACAAAAAUAGGGAAUAUUUGUGUAACAAAAUAACGACGUCCGUGAAGAUUGGCCAUCUUGGAAAGAUAUGUCGUAUCUGUUAAAACGUCAACAAUAUAGUGUAUAUUAUUCGAUACAUGCCGCCAGCUUGCUUUAACUACGGUUGACUACACAUCUAAUCAUCGGAAGUAAAGGCGACACGGUGGCGUAUUUGACACGCGGACGUAAUCGUACAGAAAGCACAGCUUUGUCAAAUGAUGAAUCGCACUGACGGAUUGGUACAACGACGACGUGUGGUUAAUAGCAGUAGUGGUAGUGGUGUAGGCCAGGAUGGUUCAAACGAUAUUGGCCAUAAUGAUAAACUAUCUGGCCAUGGCAUGGAUUCAGACUGUAGCAUGCAAAAAGAUCUUAAUUCAAAUCCCAAGAUUGACGACGAUUCUGAUAAGGAAACAAGAUUGACACUCAUGGAGGAAGUUUUAUUGCUUGGUCUUAAAGACAAAGAGGGUUACACAUCAUUUUGGAAUGAUUGCAUAAGUUCUGGUUUACGUGGUUGUAUCUUGGCAGAACUUGGAUUCCGUGGUCGUGUAGAAUUAGAGAAAGCUGGUAUGCGCAAAAAGGGGCUAUUAGUAAGGAAACUUCUAUUGAAAAAUGAUGCUCCAACAGGAGACGUUUUGUUAGACGAAGCUCUAAAACACUUGAAAGAAACUGAACCACCUGAAACUGUUCCUAGUUGGAUUGAAUAUCUCAGUGGAGAGACAUGGAACCCAUUGAAAUUAAGAUAUCAGUUGAAGAAUGUUAGAGAAAGAUUAGCUAAAAAUCUUGUUGAAAAAGGAGUUCUAACAACUGAAAAACAGAAUUUCUUACUUUUUGAUAUGACAACUCAUCCUCUUACUGAUAAUCUUGCUAAAAGCAGACUUGUAAAAAAGAUUCAAGAAGCUGUAUUGAGCCGUUGGGUCAAUGAUGCAGGUCGUAUGGAUAGGCGAACACUAGCUUUAGUCAUUUUAGCUCAUGCAGCUGAUGUAUUAGAAAAUGCGUUUGCACCUCUCUCAGAUGACGAUUAUGAAGUAGGGAUGCGACGAGUGCGGACAUUACUGGAUCUUGAUUUUGAAGCAGAAGCUGCUAAACCUAAUGCUAAUCCAGUCCUUUGGGCAGUAUUUGCUACAUUCACUAAGUAACAGUCCUUUCACAAUUUACAAGUGUAUAAAGCAAAUACUGGGUACUAGCAUGAAUACUUGGGACUAUCAAUUUUAUAUGAAUUUUAGUUGCAAUCUGAAACAAAAUAGCUGCAAUCAUUGUUAAUGAUCAUACAAUUCAGACCAAAUAUCUUAAACCCGACUGUGUAAAACAGGCUUAGAAUAUUAGUCAUUUCCAUUAUUGUUAUUUAAUACAUUUGGUAGUUGAAUUACGAAUGUUCAUAUUUAAAUAUUACCACAAAAAGAAAAAAAAACAAAAUUUAUGGUGUGAAUGAGUACUUUGCGUGUGGGGUACUACUGUGUCAGCUCAGGAACGAAAGAUUGCACUGUACUGAGUUCUGUCCCAUAUCUUCUCAGUGUCUGUGUCUGCACAUGGACUGCAAAUAUGUUUAUAGACGCGAUAAUUAUGUGGUCGACACUUAAUGUCGGAUCAAGUGCCACAUUUCUGCUAGUUGUCUGAAUGUUAAAGCGAUGAAAGUAAUUCUUUGCAC